CAAGUCCGAGGGGCGGAGAAGGGAAAGAGGAAGGGGGAAGAGAGUGGGAGAGCGAAAGCUGGGAGAAAGAGGCCGGGUGCGCUGCUGGAAGGAGGCGGGGAACCGGGAUCGCGCGGGUGCCCCGCCGCUGCCCCGCCAGCUGCAGGUGGAGGCCGCGGAGGCAGCCGAUUCCGCAGCCCCAGGCGCUGCCACUUCUUCCCCGGGGCCUUCCUCCCGGCCCCGAGGGAGCUGGCGCGGGGGCCCUCGGGGCUCGUCCAUCGUCCCGCAGCUGCGCCUUGCGCCUCGCCUCGCCCAUGGCUGAGGGCCGGCGGUGGGAGGACGAGGAGGAAGAGCUGGGGCGCCGCGCCCGGGGCCGGGCGCUCUCGGGCCACUCGGCUGCAGAUCGCAACGAACGAAAUAAACCAGAGCAUCGUUCUUCAAGCUUCUCGGACUUCUAUACAGAGUGAGCUUCAUCGAGAUAGGAGGCGCCCGGAGAUCACCAUUGUGGCCGCUGAGCCACUGAGGCCAGCCUCGUGGUUUCCAGGAGCCCCAGCCCCAGGAUUGGCAUUUCCCCCACCCUCUGCAGCAGGCCCUUGGAGGCCCAGGGAGCUGGUUCCUGCUGAGCUCCCACCAUCUUAUGAACAAGUCAUAAAAGAAAUCAACCAAGUUCAAGUUAAUACUACAAAUAACAAUAAUGCUGCUGCCUCUCCAAGGCACACUAUUACUUCUGCAACUCAGACUGACUUUUCAGAAGAAAUAGACAACCACCUGCCUCAAACACUGCAGGCACCUCUCAAACCUCUUCAGCCUGCCCCAGGGGUCUCAGCCAGUGAUCUUCCCACAAAUGUGGCACCUUUAAUAGUCUUUGACAUUUCUGAGGAACACACUUGUCCAGAAAACUCCAAUGCUACAAGAUGUCCAGUGCCAAAACCAAGAUCAAAAAGCAACCUCAGACCAGUAGCCAGAGAUUCUCACAUUAAAGGACAGAAUCUCCAGAAAAUCAGCUCAGCGGCCACCGAAGAGGAGUCAGCCCCAAGCCAACCCCAGUCUCUGUUGGACAAUACCAACGACUUGGACAGUCAGGCAGGGAUGAACAUUAUGAACACAGAACGAAGCCAAAAUAGUAUUGUUUCAAGGAUCAAAGCAUUGGAUAGUCAGACAAAUACUGAAACUUCUGAGCUGCCCAAGAAACCAGAGAUUGCUCCCCGCUCACUCCCCCCCAGGCCUGCUGUUCCCUCAGGGAAACCCUCUGUGGCUCCCAAACCAGCUGCUAACAGAGCUUCUGGAGAACUGGACUCCUGGAGUGAAAACAGACGCAAGGUGGCCUCAGGGGAAGGGCCCACCCCACACUCUCCACCGCAAGAAGUAGGGAGCAUCCCAGUAACCAAACCUGAAUUGCCAAAGAAACCAAACCCUGGCCUUACACGAAGUGUUAAUCAUGAGACUCUGGGGGGAGGGCCUGUGAUUGAGAACCCUGAUGGCAGGAAGAGAGUCCCAACUCCUGCUCCUCGACCUUUGCUGCCGAAGAAAUCGGUUUCCUCAGAAAACCCCAGCUGCCCUGCCGCUUUGCUGAAACCAGUCACUGUUCCUCCCCGACCCCCAGUGGCAUCACAAGCCAAAGCAUUCAGGUCAUUGGGUGAAGGAGCCUCAGCCAACCCCGCAGCCCCAGGUCUGCAAAGCAAGCCUCUGGGGGACAUCGACCUCAUCAGCUUUGAUGAUGAUGUUUUACCCAUCCCACCUGGGAAUGUGGUUGAAGACUCUCUUGGUUCAGAGAUGGCACUGGAUCCCUUCCAGGUCCCCACAAAGACAGAACCAACAAAAGAACCAGCAGUUCAACCAGCACCCACCAGAAAGCCCACUGUGAUUCGAAUUCCAGCCAAACCAGGAAAAUGUUUACAUGAGGAUCCACAAAGCCCACCUCCUCUCCCUAUUGAAAAGCCUAUUGGAAACACUUACAGUACAGUAUCUGGAAAACCCAGUAAUGUUGACAGAACUAGAGACUUGGAAUCCGACCAGGCUGGCCAAAUGGGAGGCUCUGUGCGAGGACCCCCCAGGCUUCCACCAAGACCUAUAAAUGGAAAAGUCACACCAGCUCGACAGCCUCCUCCCAAGGGGGCCCCUGAAAGACCACCUCCCCCGAGAGUUUCUGCAACCAGAACAUCAAAUAAAAAACUGCCUUUUAAUCGGUCUUCUUCUGACAUGGAUCUUCAGAAAAAACAAAAUAAUAUGGCUUCCAGACUCACAAAAACCAAGAGUCAAUUUUUUAAAAGUGAAGAUCCGGUGCUACCCCCUCGCCCUAAACCAGGACACCCUCUCUACAGGAAAUACAUGCGUGGGGAUGGACUUGUGCUGCUGAAGGAGGCAGGAAAUAAUUACUGGGAAUGCCAAAAGGGAAAAGUCACUGGUAGAGUUCACCUGCCUCAGAUGAAGAUUAUCACCCCACUUGAUGAACAUCUUAGGAGCAGACCAAACGAUCCAAGCCACACUCAGAAGCCUGUUGACAGUAGUGCUCCUCAUGCUGUCGUUCUUCAUGAUUUUCCAGCAGAGCAAGUUGGUGAUUUGAAUCUCACUUCUGGAGAAAUUGUUUAUCUUCUGGAAAAAAUAGAUACAGAUUGGUACAGAGGGAAAUGUAGAAACCAGACUGGGGUAUUUCCUGCCAACCAUGUCAAAGUAAUUAUUGAUGUUCCAGAAGGAGGAAAUGGGAAAAGAGAAUCAGUUUCAUCUCAUUGUGUUAAUAAAGGUCCAAGAUGUGGCACUCAGUUUGAAUAUAUUGGAGACCAGAAGGAUGUGCUAAGUUUCUUGGAGGGAGAAAGUAUUGUUCCUAAUGAGUAUGUGAAUGAAGAAUGGGCUGGAGGAGAACCUCGAGGCAGAACUAGGACUUCCCCCCUUAACCUUGUGGAACUUGUUGAGGAUCAACCCACCUCUGGUACAAAUGUUUUCAGCACAAAGGUACCACUGAAGACCAAAAAAGAAGAUUCUGGAGCAAAUUCUCAGGAUAACAGUCUUUCUGGAGAAUGGUGUGAAGCUCUUCACAGUUUUACAGCGGAGACCAGUGAUGACUUACCCUUCAGGAGGGGAGAACGGAUCCUGAUCCUACAGCGGCUGGACUCUGACUGGUACAAGGGCAGACUGCGAGACAGGGAGGGGAUCUUCCCAGCAGUCUUUGUGCGGCCCUGCCCAGCUGACAUGAAAAGUAUGUCUCCUUUAGCACUGAAGGGGAGGAAGGCCAAAGCCUUGUAUGAUUUCCAUGGGGACAAUGAAGAUGAGCUUUCCUUCAAGGCUGGAGAUACAAUAACAGAGCUGGAAUCUGUAGACGAUGACUGGAUGAGUGGAGAACUAAUGGGGAAAUCUGGAAUAUUUCCCAAAAACUAUGUUCAGGUUUUACAAGUCGGCUAAAGGUGAAGCUUGACUGUGUCCCUUGGCACAAGAACUAUUACUUUGACUAUCAGAUACGGUUUUUUUGCACUAUUUUUUAAACUGAAAGAAAUAUCUAUGCUGUAAUGGUACACUAGAAUUUUCUGAAAGUAGAAAAUGUCUGGAUUUCAUCACAGUAGAAACGUACACAUGAAAACCCAUGAGCAAGUAUUCUACCAAGGAAAACAUCAGCUGUAUGAGCAAGACAAUUAAACACUUCCCCCAGGGAAAGUGCCUGGUGACAUGGCAGCACAAGGAGGCCUACGCACAAAAGCUGUGCUUUAACAUCUAUUUUCAUCAGCAAAAGUCAAUUAAACGUGCUUCUUCACUUUUUUUUCUUUUAGUUUAAAAAGAGGACAUUCAGUAUUCUACAUGCUGUAACCAUCAAGACAUGGUUGGUAAUCUAAAUUUUAUUUGUGAUAUUCAAAUUAAUUCUAACAGCUUGAGCACAUUUCCCUUAUUAUCAGGGCAAAUCCUUGUUUCAGGAGGGGGUAGUUUAUUAACUAGUUGGAGCCUGUGUAAGAACGUGGAGAAUCAGCUCAUGCUCACCAAAUGCUUCUGGUGUUAAUAAGUAUUUCCCCUUUGUCCAAGAAUUUGAAGGGGAUUAAAAUUUGAAGCAUCUUAGUCAAAAGAACCAAAACCAUCCUGAGAUGCCUUGCUAAUAUGACUAACUCUUCCACAUACUUGCUGUACUUACUUCUUUCCUCCAUUUAUAACUUUAUACAGGGUUGUUAUAAAGCACAUUUUCUGAAUCUGCAAUCAUUCUUUUGACAAUUACUGGUACCCAAAGAAAAAUUCAUUUUCUUUGUGUUACCCCAGUAAUAUAUAAAAGCUGUGUCUUGUUAUAGUGAUACAUUAUGAAUCACAUUAUCCCAAAUACAGAGUAACUGUUAAGAUGGAAAACAAUGCCAAGCCCCACAGCUCAUUUCUUCCCAAUAUAAUCAAAUGAAAAAUAAUUUAAGAAGACUGAAGGCUGAUACUUUUUGUUGUUUUUUCCCCAGCUCAUCCGUUCACAAUUAUAGAAUAAAUAAAAAAUUAAAAAUUAAAAAAAAACACACUUUCCUGCUAUAUCCACUGUUACGCAUGCCAGGCUUAAGAUAAAAGCAGUUCUUCAUGCCACUGAAUCAAUUACAGUUUAUGGCAGUGAUGGCGAACCUAUGACACGCGUGUCAGAGGUGACACGCAAACUCAUUUUUUUGGUUGAUUUUUCUUUGUUAAAUGGCAUUUAAAUAUAUAAAAUAAAUAUAAAAAAUA
This is a messenger RNA of Myotis myotis, 4647 nucleotides long. It is a transcript of the gene SH3D19, whose product is annotated as SH3 domain containing 19. The transcript has 19 exons. Gene Ontology annotation, molecular function: protein binding. Bases 1069 to 3375 code for a protein of 768 amino acids. The record is from RefSeq and is a predicted model, not a curated record. Lineage: Eukaryota; Metazoa; Chordata; Mammalia; Chiroptera; Vespertilionidae.